AUGGCCUUGCUGCGGUUGCUGUCGAUUAUGGAGAUGCUUAAUCGGAAUAGAGCUGAAGCGGAAGGUUUAUAUCUCGCAUCGAGUCGAAAGGGCCGACUGAAGCUGUCUUUCGACUCGUCCCGCACAACUACAUGCCCAGAUAGUUCCUACAUAGCGCUCUGGAACUACGAGCCGACGAAUUUCAAGGACAUCAUCAUUACUGCCUUUGGAGGAAACACCCGCGGUGUCGCUGACCCGCCCGAGCUGAAGCAGUUCUGCGACAUCUCUACUAUCUUCAAGGAUAUGAAACACACCAACCUCUACGAUUUCGCCUGCACCAUGGAGCAGCCUUACGGAUACUACAACUACUGGCAUACAACCACGUUCAUCAACGACGAACGCAUCAUGGCCAAGGCCGUCGAGGCGCACGCAGCCGCAGUCGACAAGAUCAAGAAGUCGUUGCCAAGCUACUAUGGCAGGCUCGGCGACGAGCGCGGCGGGAACGUCAUGGGGCUGGACCAGCACCUGAAAGGCCGAAACGCGAUUUCCAUGCUUCUUUCGAUAAACGUUAGUGAGGAACACAUUCGCGAGUACGGACUCCAGGUGGCUCAGGAAUAUCUGAAGGAGGUUGACGAUUUUGCAAAGUCCGUAGAGGGAUACAUUGAUUGGACUUAUGUCAAUUACGCGGAUAAGGCCCAGGACCCUCUGGGGUCGCUGCUGGGGUCGCUGCUGGAGCCUUCCAGGAUUAAGAGCACCGCCCUCAAGUACGAUCCUGACGGUGUGUUUCAGAAGAGGACACCUGGUGGGUUCAAGAUCUCCGACUGCUAG
This is a messenger RNA of Truncatella angustata, 807 nucleotides long. RefSeq lists its product as uncharacterized. Bases 1 to 807 code for a protein of 268 amino acids. NCBI's taxonomy places the organism in Eukaryota, Fungi, Ascomycota, Sordariomycetes, Amphisphaeriales, Sporocadaceae. The transcript has 4 exons. The record is from RefSeq and is a predicted model, not a curated record.